AUGUCCGCCACAAAGCCUAAUUGGUGGAAAGCCAGUACGUGCUAUCAGAUUUGGCCUGCGUCUUACAAAGACAGCAAUGGCGACGGCGUUGGUGAUAUUCCAGGAAUCAUCAGCACACUCCCCUAUCUGAAAGAUCUUGGGGUUGAGACGAUAUGGCUUUCUCCCAUGUACAACUCGCCGCAGAAGGACAUGGGCUAUGACAUAUCCAAUUACCAAGAUGUUUAUCCUCCUUAUGGCACACUUGCCGACAUGGAUAAGCUCAUUUCAGAAUGCCAUGAUCUGGGAAUGAGGUUAAUUUUGGACCUCGUUAUCAACCACACAAGCGACCAGCAUCCGUGGUUUCUUGAAUCUCGAACGGAUAGAACAAACCCCCAUGCUGAUUGGUAUGUCUGGCAAGAUCCCAAGAUCAUCAGUGGGAAACGGAACCCACCCAGCAACUGGAGGUCCAUCUUUGGUGGAAGCGCAUGGGAAUACUGCGAGGAGCGCGAUCAAUAUUACCUCCACUUGUUUAUGAAAGAACAACCGGACCUCAACUGGGCAAACGAAGAAACAAGGCAUGGCAUCUACAAAUCAGCCAUCGAAUUCUGGCUUGACAAGGGUAUUGAUGGUUUCAGAGUGGACUCGUGCAAUUUCUACUCCAAAAACACCUCUUACCCAGACGCACCGAUACGGCUACCCGGCGAAGAAUUCCAACCGGCAUUCGAAUACUUCGUCAACGGUCCACGCAUACAUGAAUGGUUAAAAGAACAACGGAAACAAGUCCUGGACAAGUACGGAGAUGUCUUGAUGGUAGGUGAGCUGCCUGGAACUGGAGCUGCCGAAGUCCUGCGAUACGUAUCCGCUGAAUCGAGAGAACUCAGCUGCGUCUUCGACUUUGACGUCGUAAACUUAGGCGGCGACAAGGAAGGUGGCGCCAAAAAGCACCACACCGCCAGACAUACCUUGCCAGAAUUCAAAGAGGCCAUCCGCAAGGUUCAAGAUUUGAUCCGGGGGACGGAUGCCUGGUCAACUGUGUUCCUUGAGAACCACGAUCAGGGUCGGAGCCUGUCACGGUUUGCGACCGAUAAGCCUCAGUUCCGUGACCAAGCGGCCAAGAUGCUUGCCGUGCUGAUGUGCUGCCUCACGGGGACGCUCUUUCUCUACCAGGGCCAGGAGAUUGGCAUGUACAACCAUCCAGAGCAUUGGGGCAUUGAGGAGCUGAGAGAUGUUGACUCACUCAAUGCAUACAACGAUGUCAAGACUCGCCACAAGAGUGAUCCUCUGUGGUUGAAGAAGGCCACGAAAGGUCUGCAGCUCAUUGGCCGUGAUAAUGCCCUACUGCCUGUGCAAUGGGACUCAUCCCCGUACGCAGGAUUUACCGUUGGCAAGCCGUGGAUCAGAGUGCAUGACGACUUCAACCAGGUUAAUGUGGCAGCCCAGCUCUCUGAUCCGAACUCGCCCUUGAAUUUCUGGAAGAAGAUGAUUCAACUCCGCAAGAAAUAUGCGGAGCUCAUGGUGUUCGGGCAGGACUUCCACGUCUGGGACUACUUUGAUCGGGACGUCUUCACUUUCACUAAGACGCGCCCGGAUGGGCGAGAGAAGCUGCUUGUGUUUCUGAGUUUUUCUGAUGAAGUGCAGCCAUUGCAUUAUCCCACCGGAUUGGAGAAGGUUCGUAAAGAGUUGCUGGUGAGUAAUGUUGAGGAGAUAGGAAAGUAUUUGAGUCCGUGGGAAGCCAGAGCUUAUUUGAUCACGGAGAGCGUCGUUAAUGACCGUUAG
Molecule: messenger RNA, 1755 nt
Organism: Rhinocladiella mackenziei CBS 650.93
Lineage: Eukaryota; Fungi; Ascomycota; Eurotiomycetes; Chaetothyriales; Herpotrichiellaceae
Exons: 1
Coding region: 1-1755 (584 amino acids)
Biological process (GO): oligosaccharide catabolic process
Molecular function (GO): alpha-amylase activity
Source: RefSeq, a predicted model, not a curated record